This is a messenger RNA of Cajanus cajan (pigeon pea), 2892 nucleotides long. RefSeq names its product EIN3-binding F-box protein 1. NCBI's taxonomy places the organism in Eukaryota, Viridiplantae, Streptophyta, Magnoliopsida, Fabales, Fabaceae. Gene Ontology annotation, molecular function: protein binding. Gene Ontology annotation, cellular component: SCF ubiquitin ligase complex. Gene Ontology annotation, biological process: SCF-dependent proteasomal ubiquitin-dependent protein catabolic process. The record is from RefSeq and is a predicted model, not a curated record.
GCAAUAUAAAACUUCAUUGCACCUUCUUUAUAUUAUACACUGUGGACUACACCUAUCUUCCUUCUUUUUCCAAUAUAAAACUUUCUUCACCACACAUAUAUCCCCUCCUCACACCCAAACAUCAUUCCCAAAACUUGUUCAUUUCAUUCUUUUUGCCCUCUUCUGUGGGGUUUCUGCUCUCAAAUGCUCUUGACCCUUCACUUCUUGCCCUUUGUUUUUCUUUCUUUUGCUCUUUCUGAGUCUGGGGGUUUUGAUCAGCUGCACCCGUUCCUAUUGUUGCGCCUGUGGACUCGCCUUCCAUACCCAUCAUGCCUACCCUUGUCAAUUAUAGUGGUUAUGAUGAGCUCUAUACUGGGGGUUCCUUUUGUGCAAAUCCCAUUGAAUUGGGUCGCCUGUGUAAUAUUGGUUCAAGUGUGUACUACACACCUAAUAAGCGUGCUCGCACCAGUGCCUCAGAUAUCAUUGAAGUUGGUGGGCGCGAGCAAGAUCAAAAGCCUGCAAUUGAUGUCCUUCCUGAUGAGUGCCUUUUUGAGAUUUUGAGAAGGGUCGGUAGUGGCAAAGAGAGGAGUUCUUGUGCUUGUGUAUCGAAGCAGUGGCUUAUGCUUACUAGCAGUAUGUGUAAAGCUGAGAUUUACAAAUCUGAUAAGGUGGUGGAGGGGUCAACUUCCUGUGAUGUGGAAAUGGCCUCGGUGGAUGAGGAUCAUGUUGAAGAUGAUGGAUGCUUAACGCGGUGUUUGGAAGGGAAAAAGGCAACUGAUGUAAGGCUUGCUGCAAUUGCAGUUGGGACUAGUGCCCGUGGGGGACUGGGGAAGCUGUCUAUCAGAGGAACCAAUUCUGUUCGCGGCGUCACAGACGCAGGCCUCUCUGCAGUUGCGCAUGGUUGCCCCUCUCUUAGAUCAUUAUCUCUGUGGAAUGUGUCUUCUAUUGGGGAUCAGGGUCUGUCUGAGAUAGCAAAAGGAUGCCAUAUGUUGGAGAAGCUUGACAUAUGCCAGGCUUCUUCUAUUAGCAACAAAAGCCUAAUUGCAAUAGCUAAGGGCUGCCCCAAUUUGACCACCUUAAAUAUUGAAUCAUGUCCGAAGAUUGGAAACGAGGGGUUGCAAGCUAUUGCGAGGUCUUGCCCCAAGUUACAGUGCAUCUCUAUCAAGGAUUGCCCUCUUGUUGGGGACCAUGGAGUAUCAAGUCUAUUAUCAUCAGCUAAUAACCUUUCAAGGGUAAAGCUUCAUGAUUUAAACAUUACAGAUUUCUCUCUGGCUGUCAUUGGCCACUAUGGAAAGGCAAUUGUAAAUUUGGUCCUCUGCGGUCUUCAAAAUGUCAGUGAAAGGGGGUUUUGGGUCAUGGGUGUUGCUCAAGGUCUGCAUAAACUUAUGUCACUUACGGUUACUUCAUGCCGAGGGGUAACAGAUGCAAGCAUUGAAGCCAUGGGUAAAGGUUGCAUUAACCUGAAGCAGAUGUUUCUUCGGAGGUGUUGCUUUGUAUCCGACAAUGGGUUGGUCGCAUUUAGCAAAGCUGCAAGAUCUCUUGAGAGCUUGCAGUUGGAGGAGUGUAACAGCAUCACCCAGUUUGGAAUUAUUGGUGCCCUUUCAAGCUUCAAAACAACACUAAAGUCUCUCACCCUUCUGAGAUGCAAGGGAAUUAAAGAUAUAGAUGUGGAAGUAUCUAUGCUUUCUCCUUGUGACUCUCUCAGACAUUUAUCCAUUCAUAACUGCCCUGGUAUUGGAAAUUCUAGCCUAGCUAUGGUUGGGAAAUUGUGUCCUCAACUUCAGCAUGUUGAUCUGACUGGACUUUAUGGUGUAACUGAUGCUGGUCUUCUUCCUCUUUUGGAGAAUUCAGAGGCCGGACUUGUCAAGGUGAACCUUGCUGGCUGCUGGAAUUUGACAGAUAACAUAGUUUCAGAAUUAGCCAGGCUACAUGGUCGAACCCUUGAAAUGCUGAAUCUUGAUGGAUGCCGGAAAAUUACCGAUGCAAGCUUGGUUGCUAUUGCAGAUAACUGCCUUCUUCUUAACGAUUUGGAUGUGUCAAAGUGUGCAAUCACUGAUGCCGGAGUAGCUGUUCUUUCAAGUGCCAGGCAGCUUACUUUGCAAGUGCUUUCUUUGUCAAACUGUUCUGGUGUAACAAACAAGAGUGCACCUUCCCUAACAAAGUUGGGCCAGACCUUGGUAGGGUUGAAUCUUCAAAAUUGCAAUUCAAUUGGGUGCAUCACAGUGGAGUUGCUAGUGGAGAACUUGUGGAGAUGUGAUAUUCUGGCUUAAUAUCUUAACCAUUUUGAUUGCUAUAUCAGGGACGGAGACACAAUUGAAGUGAUUAAACCGGAUCUGAAAAUACAUCAUAGAUGGUACAUGUAUCAAGUUGUAUAAUGAACUCACAGGUGGUGACAUUCGGCAUGCUUUUUGGGCAGAUGUACCUACCUAUCAAGGGUGGAUUGGGCGACAGUUUGUUGACAUGGUUGUUUUCCAGGGAACUAUGGCAGAUCCUUUCUUCAGCCUUUUUUUUUCAAGCAUUUUUCAUAUCGAAGUGCUUGUUACAACCCUUUUGGCCUUGCUACUGGAGGCCACUUCUUUUAUGCUAUGGUAACCCUGAGAACAAGUUUACUAUGACCUGGUUGACGCUUGCCACUGGAUAGAUAGUGCAUUGUAUAUGUUAAGUCUCUUUUGUACUGCUGGAUGUUGGGUAUUGAUGUGGUUUAUAACUUCAAUAAUGGUGCUCAUACUUUGAAAUAAUCUUGUCAAUUUAGUGUUUGCCAAUCUAGAAUCAUACCACACAUGGAAUCUGGAUGAUUUAACAUGUUUUCCUAUAGUCUACCGUGUUUUUUUUUUCUUUUAAGAGGUUCUCUCUUGCUUAUGCACUGCUGCUUUUAUUUGUUCUAUAAUAAUAAGGCAAUUUAUAGUUUUUAUA